Scatophagus argus is the source of this 3311-nucleotide messenger RNA. RefSeq names its product semaphorin-7A-like. Gene Ontology annotation, biological process: integrin-mediated signaling pathway; axon guidance; neural crest cell migration. Gene Ontology annotation, molecular function: chemorepellent activity; semaphorin receptor binding; integrin binding. The transcript has 14 exons. The coding region runs from base 89 to 2008 and encodes 639 amino acids. Lineage: Eukaryota; Metazoa; Chordata; Actinopteri; Scatophagidae. The record is from RefSeq and is a predicted model, not a curated record.
GCUGCGAGCACUUUCUGCCGCCUGCUGAUGCCAUAACACAACUCGCAAUUCAGACGGGAGGAUCUCAUCCUGACAGAGGAGACGAAGAAUGAUUUUCCUAACGACGUUUUUAUUGUUUUCAUGUCUCGGUAGUUUGACAGAGACGAACUCAGCGGAUUUACCGAGGAUGACGUUCACAGACAGAGAGACCACAAUGAAAAGGCUCCCUAUACCUGGGGACAAUGUACCUGUGCAGAUUCUUCUGGGUGGAGAACCAGACACUGUCACAGCAGCUGCACAGAAACACCUGAUUACAUUCAACUUUCGAAAUCCUCUGAAGAAGCCCGUGGAGAAAAUGCUGUUAUGGGAGGAAUGCAAAGGCAGUAGACUUCCAUCAACAGAGUGCAACUAUAACAUCACCGUGGUCCACAAGAGGAAGGAGGCCAACAAGGUGUUUGUGUGUGGGACGGAUGGCAGGGAAACCAUGUGCUGUGACAUGGAUUUAUCGCAGCAGUCACCUAUGUGCGUUUCCUCUGAAAACAUGAACAGCAUCAAAGGAAGCAUAAGGGAAUUUGCCAUAAAGGAAGGUGAACCAUCUAUCCUUGAGGAAUCAGGACUAGGUGCAGACCUCUACAUUACAAACUCUGGAUCUCAUCAGUAUGUUGGCAUCCACAAGUUUGGGAGAAACAGAGUAGGACCAGCAAACCAAAAUAAAGAGCAGCAUUAUGUUGGCUUGGUGCUCAGCAGACGGAAAGACGAUCACCUUCAGGACAAAGUUUACGCCUUCUACAAUGAGCGGAAUAAAGACACAGGCUUGCACAGUGACAUGUGGCUCCCUUUUGUGACCCAGGUUUGCAUGGCAGAUACUGGUGGUCCUAAGAACAUCCUGCAGUUUACAUGGACGUCCCAGUUGAACGCCAAGCUCUUCUGUGGAGACACUGACAGCAGACAGUACUUCUCUGAGCUGGUGGAUUUGGCUACUGUGCAUGCAGACCAGUGGCAGGAUACCAGAGUUUACGCACUCUUUAAAAAUGAAUGGGGUAUGAGUGCUGUGUGUGUCUACACAAUACAAGAUAUCCAUAAGGUUUUUAAAACCUCCCCAUUUAAAGGUGCCCAAGGGAACAGGGGAAGAGAGUGUGUUCCAGACAGUACAAAGAUUUCUUUAGACACCCUGAGGAUGAUCGAGAGCACUUCAGAGAUGCAGGACUGGAUUCGGCCUGCGAGAGACUUUGGCCCACUUCUCUUUAAACACCACAGCUACACUCACAUCUACGUUAGCGACCUCCAACACAGCAGGAACAAUCAGCACCCGGUUCUGUUUCUGUCUCUGAGUAAUGGGGCAAUUCAUAAGGUCAUAAAUCAUAAGAAUCAAACCUUUGUCAUCGCUGAGUAUCAACCUUUCAACCAAAAAACACAUGUCCUGAGCAUCAUCCUUCACCCUUCCUCUAGGAAGCUGUAUGUAAAUUCCAAAAGGGAAUUGGUCCAGCUUGAUGUGGCAAACUGUGGCCAGUAUGGAGACGGAUGUGAGAGUUGUGUCUUAGCCAGAGAUCCCUACUGCGGCUGGAACGGCACCCACUGCACCCCUGAGACACAAGGCACAAUGCAGGAUCUUGCUCGAGGGAACCAUGCCAUCUGCACGUCUUUGCCAAAUAAUGAGCUCCCUGCAAAAGCAUUUAGAUAUUCAGCUUAUAGACAUACAGACAAGAACAUGGACAUCAUCGGAGUUCCCUCUCACUCCAGGUAUUUCCUCCAGUGCCCGGUGUCAUCCCAUCAUGCCCAAUAUACCUGGUAUCACCCUAAAAAUUCCACAUCCUGCAACCCGAGGGAGCGGCAGUGCCUUCUUCUUAUUGACAGCAUGGGUCCAGAGCAGGAGGGAGAGUACACGUGUAAGUCGGAGGAGAUGGGCUACCAAAGAGUCGUCGCAAAGUACGAGCUACAGCUGAGGGCCAGGUCGGCAGGACACUCAUUAAGCCCAGUGGCUUGGGUUUGUCUAAUGGCUGUUCUGAUCAAGAAUUUGUCCAGUGAAUGAUUACGAAUGACUAAGCCUGUCGAGGAAGAAGUGUGUCUGCAGUCAUACUGCAGCUGGCGUCGCAGCAUUUUAAGCGAAAUGAAAAUCUCUUAUUUUAUGACCAAAUAAAAACGAAAUCUAAAUCUAAAUACAAAAUAAUUUUACCGCGCUUUCACUGGCAUUUAAAUAAAGGUCAUUUUCAAGUGCAGUGGACAUAAUCAUGAAUCGCAAUGAAUACAAUCUUGCCAGCAAUUUCCUUUGUUCAUUAUGGAACCUAAAAUCUAUAAUUUUUAUGCUACAUAAUAGUAAGACUAAUAUGUCUUCAAAUGCAUAUUUUGGAAAAAAAAAAUACAGUAGAGGUUGUGUUUUAUCAAUUCACUGCGCUUGUUUGUUGUUUAACCCUUAGCAGUGUAUUCUUUUUUAACAGGUAAUAAUGCAACAAUUAUUGUUUAUUUUGGUUUUUAUUCUAUGUGAAAUUCUGCCUGAACUAAUGUGACAUACCCUCAGGACUGUCCUUUCUUGCAUUCUACCUCAGUCUUGCUGGAUCAGGUCUUGCUUGGCUUUGAGUUACAACAGAUGGAGUCAUGUUCAGUUUGGCAAAACUUCUGUUGCCAAAUGAAAGACAACCCUUUGAUAUAUUGUGAAAAAUGCUGAGAUGUGGCAAACGAUGGAUGAGAAACAGUAAGUGAUUGCUGUGGGACAUACAGUCAAACAUAUCAGCUGAUACAAAUGAAUCUGCAGUGUGCGCCUGCAUUUUCUAACCUUUUUUCUACUUUCAGUCACCUUAAAUUCAGAGUUUUAGCACUUUAUAUGUUGUAAAAACAAAUGUGAUGGAUAUGAUGUGUGUGACAUCUUUAAAAGGUCCGUUAACCAACAUCACACACGUUACAGCUUUGAUUCAAGGUUUUGAGUAGAUAACUCAAAAAGGUUGAUCUAUUUAAAUCUCAUCUUUAGUGAAAAUGAAAAUCACCAUCUCACAGCCACUCAGAGUAAUUAGUAAAGCCAUACAGUGACAAAAUCACAUUGUUGUAAUGAAGAUUGCAUUUUUAAAAUCUCUUCAUGCAUUCCUUCAUUUCAACCAAAUCACACACACACCAAAAAAAGAGGACUGUGUGUGUGUGCUCUGUUGGUUGUGGAAUGCUGCUUUUCAUUGUUUCUGAUGAAUAAAAUACGUAAGUUAUUUCAUCUUGUCCAUUAUGGCCAUGUUUGUCGUGGUUGUUGAAUGAUCUGCAAAUUUUACUUUUCAUCUGUACUUUCAAGUUGUGAUAUUGUACUUUGCAUUAGCAUUUUAUUUUUAUAAGAGAAGAAAAUAACUUAAAUCGUG